Acanthoscelides obtectus is the source of this 285-nucleotide messenger RNA. Lineage: Eukaryota; Metazoa; Arthropoda; Insecta; Coleoptera; Chrysomelidae. The record is from the annotation of a GenBank genome assembly.
AUGCCCCAUCACACUUUCCCUCUACCCUCGGAGAGGAACAUUCAUGCUGUAAUCAGAGGAGUACAUGCGACACUUUCUGAAAUUGAGAUCAAGGAAGAGUUGCAACAGAGGGGAUAUUCCCCCCUGCACAUAAUUCGCCUGAAACGCGGUGGCGGCGUGCCCAUGCCUUUGGUGGUAGUCAUACUGCCCAAGAUAGAAAAAUCUCAGCAGCUGUUCAACGAACACGAGCUGUUAGGUUUGGCUAUCCGAGUCGAAGUUCAAAAGAACUCAAGACUCAUCGGGUAG